Molecule: messenger RNA, 2018 nt
Organism: Manduca sexta (tobacco hornworm)
Lineage: Eukaryota; Metazoa; Arthropoda; Insecta; Lepidoptera; Sphingidae
Product: facilitated trehalose transporter Tret1
Exons: 7
Coding region: 208-1590 (460 amino acids)
Biological process (GO): transmembrane transport
Cellular component (GO): membrane
Molecular function (GO): transmembrane transporter activity
Source: RefSeq, a predicted model, not a curated record
AGGACAGGCAGUCAGAUUAAACCAUAAAAUGACAAUGAUAUAACAUAUAGAUAUAAUAAGAGAUAACGCGUAUAAACAACAAUAAUUUAUUAAAGAGAUUUGUAGCACUUUUAAUAGCAUUGACUGCAUUAAACAAUUGUACUUCGCAUACGUAGCAUAUUGGAGUAUUCAUCUAGCAUUUGGUACUCUUAAUGUGUAAUACGUAUUAUGCUAAUGGUAGAUAUAUUUUAUAUCCGCCUGGAUAGCGACCACCGUACACAAGGUGAAACCCGCCAUAAUGGUCCACUAUACCUAGGCCAAGCACUAUGCGGUUACAUCGCCGGAUGGCCAUCAAAUGUCAUCAUAAAACUUCAAGACCCGGAACAAACGCCGCUGCCUGAAGUCUUGGACGACUCAGAAGCAUUCUUAAUAGGAACUCUAAGCUUCGUUGGUGUCGUGAGUUGCGGCGUAGCUGGUUAUUUAUCAAACCUCAAGGGCAGAGUGCCAUGUCUCCUACUCGGUACUAUGCUGUGUUCAAUCGGCUUCCUUCUCAAGGCCCUGGCCGGUAACCUAGCCAUGAUCUACGUUGGCAGAUGCUUCGCAAGUCUUGGCGUUGGAAUAAUAUUCGUCCUCAACUUGGUGUAUCUCGCCGAAAUAUCAUCUACAAACAUAAGAGGAAUAUUUCUCGUCGGCACAGGUGUAUCUAACUCUUUCGGGAUGUUGAUUGGAUACAUAGUUGGAGGGUUCACGUCGUACGCGGUGACGGCAUGGUUUGGUUUCGGUCUAGCAGUCGGGUUUUGUGCUACAUUAUUCAUUAUACCAGAAACACCAUAUUUCUACCUUUUGAAACAUGAAGAAGAUAUAGCCAGAGACGUACUAAUUAGUCUGGGAAGAGAAGAUGAUGUCAAAGAAAUUUUAUCUACAAAAUUGCCCGAACCUGUAGGAAUGCUGGAGGGAUGGACUGAAAUUUUCAGCGUAAAGAGUAAUAGGAAAGCUGUUACCAUCACAGUAACUCUGAUGACGUUGCAACAAAUGAGCGGUGUGAUGGUCGUGUUAUUGUUUGCCACAUCUAUCUUCGAAUUGGUUAACUCCUCAUUAGAAUCUCACAUUUCCACAAUUAUAAUUGGAGUUACUCAACUCUGUGCCAGUUGCAUCACUCCGAUAUUCAUUGAGCGAUCUGGCAGAAGAAUACUUUUGCUUCUAACAACUGCUGUAUGCUCUUUAUGUUUGAUAUUGUUGGGUCUUUACUUCUACCUCGCCCACAUUGACCAUCCGUCGACGGAAUCCAUACAAUGGUUGCCAUUGGUAACGCUUAUUAUCUACCUCAUGUCUUAUAACUUUGGUUUUGGCAUAAUUCCUGGAACGUUCAACGGAGAGAUGUUUGAUACAAAAGUGAGAGGCCCUGGGGCGCUUUUUAGUACUUCCGUCAGUUGGAUGGUUGGUUUAGCAGUCUCUUUUACCUACAACAUCAUGGUCGAAAAUUGGGGCAGCUAUACAACAUUUUGGAUUUACGCUGCUAUGUCUGCAAUAGCUUGUCUUUUCACAGCUGUAUAUGUACCAGAAACUAAGGGUAAAAGUUUAGAAGAGAUAAAAGAGAUGUUAAGUAAAUAAUUAAGUAUGUUAAAAUGAGGCUAUUUUUCGGAUUUGAUCGCGAUUUUAAAAAACGUUUUUGUUUAAAACCGCUAUAAAAUUCGUAAAAGCUUUAUUUCAAUGUCUAACUUCCGCGUAAACAUCAAAAGUAACUAUAAAAAUAUAUUUUAUAAGACUAUUUAAUUUAUAUAACUGUUUUUGCAUUUGUGCCUUCAUAAGUUAAUAUUUAUUUUCUACUUAUAAUUUCCGAUUUAGCAUUUUGUAUUUAUUUUUUAUUGUCACAAAUACUUGGAUUAGUUACACACAGGUAUAUGUUUGUGUAUUACAUUAGGGCACAUGGUUGUAGUAUAGUGUUUUUAGGUAAUAAUUAAGAAAUUGUAUUUUUAUUGUUUUCCAUAGCUUUAACAUGUUUUGUAUUAAUAAUAAAUACAAUAAAAUAUUUCACAUAA